AUGGAGGUCUCAGGGAAAAUUGCGUUACGCAAGUCACGCACCGACAGGCUCGUUGCUUUACAGCAAGAGACACCUGCUCAGCCAUACAGCAUUGUACAUCGACUCAAACUUGCAGAAGCGUACAAAUUUCUCGGGUAUCCCGAUCUCGCAGUUGGCGAUGCUUAUAAAGCGCUCCUUCUGGUCGAUGAGAUUGCCGAGGAAGGCGAAUAUCACGAUGAAGUCUUCGAAGCCGCAACAUCUGAUUUUUUAACCGAAAAGAUGACUAACCUAGCUAUGAAUCCUGGCAAAGAAGAACAGAGAAGUGAUGAAGAUCAGGUUGUGACUUGGGCGAAAACAAAUUGGUCAAAAACUGCAUACGAUGUUCUCGUCGAGUGCCUCAUGUUCUGUGGAUGCCUUCGCAGCGCUUAUGAUUACAAUACUCGCGCUCAGCAGGCUUUCCCUGACGACACAACUUUCAAGAAACACAAUGACACCUUAUCGAAGAAGCUGCGCGCCUACUUUGAGGCCAAGUCUGAGAAUCCUGAUGAUGUGGAUAUUGAUGAAUAUCCGGACAAAGGGGUUGUACGUCGCGAGCAGUAUCCAUGGAAUGAGUUUGAACCAGAUCGCUUCUCAGACGAAUGCUUGCAAUUUCUCAACGAUGAGAUGGCGAGCAUAGCACCAAGUCUGGAAGUAAAAAUUGCCGAGCUACCACUCCUCUCGACAAGUUCAACAGAUCAAUCAUCAAGUUCAGAGACUCGGUUCGUGAAACAGCUCGGCGUGUUUGCGAAAGAGGAUAUCUUGCCAGGACAGCAGAUCCUUGACGAGAAGUCUCUCUUGACUGCCGUAUCAAGACUUCACGACACAUACUGCGAUGCCUGUAGUACAUUACUACCUAGUGCUCGAGAUGUAUCCUCGGCAGAGAGCUCCGGAGACUCCGCUAUUACCUGUGAAGAGUGCGAUGAGGUGUUCUUCUGUAGCACCGACUGUCAUGAUCUAGCUCAAGACAGCUACCACUCUUCAAUUUGUGGAGUUAGUAUGGAUCAAGGCAAAGUACCGGCUAGUGAAGCCGCCGAUUCACUGUACUCUCUUCUCUUGGUGCGCGCGCUAGCUUUAGCUGAGACGCAGGACGUCCAUCCGCUAGAGCUCAAGGAAGUACGGUAUAUCUGGGGUGACUACCACGCCCUCAACCUAGAUACUGUAUGGCAAGUCGAUACCCAAGGCCAACUGAAUGACGCAUUUGGCUCUGUGCCUCAAACUCUUUCGUUCUCGUUCAACAGCAACGUGUUGUUACCACUGCAUAUCCUGGAGAAGAUGGACGUCAACAUAUUCACUCAGAGCCACCGCUACGACACCUGGGUCUUCAAUACCCUCUACGCCAAGUUCCGAGGUACGGCAUCCGCACGGCAGGGUUUGGAUGGAAGGCCAGAGAUUGGGGCUGUUCAUCCGAUGUGGUGUCUUGCAAAUCAUAGCUGCGACCCCAACGUAGCUUGGGAAUGGCAGGGAAGCAUGAAAUUUUGGACACGCGAGAAGUUGGUCGAGUGGGAAGGGCGGGAUCCAAGCAAGAAGCCCGGAUUGAGGAGAGGCGAAGAAGUCUUCAGCCACUACUGCGAUGUUCGCUUGCCCGUCCAAGAACGCAGGGAGUGGGCUGUCGGAGCACUCGGGGGAGAUUGUGUCUGUCCCAGGUGUAUGUGGGAAGAGGCCCACCGAUGA
Messenger RNA from Dothidotthia symphoricarpi CBS 119687, 1689 nucleotides. RefSeq lists its product as uncharacterized. Gene Ontology annotation, molecular function: protein binding. NCBI's taxonomy places the organism in Eukaryota, Fungi, Ascomycota, Dothideomycetes, Pleosporales, Dothidotthiaceae. The transcript has 3 exons. The record is from RefSeq and is a predicted model, not a curated record. Gene Ontology annotation, cellular component: nucleus. Bases 1 to 1689 code for a protein of 562 amino acids.